CGAAAGUGYGUAGAAAUCAUAUCAAGACGCAGCGUUCGAACAAAGUUGCAAGACCCGAUCCAAAGACACCAUUAUUCGCGGAACAGGGGAGAGCUGAAGGAGAUUUUUGAAUCAGGUAUGCCUCUGAAUAGUGUUGUCCACCAGCUCCUUACUGGUAGAAAGCGAAAAGCUCAUCAUAUUGGUACCAUUCCCUGUACUGACGACAGCACUCAUCGUCUUAACAYUGACGGUUGCGUUGGAAAAACGAGUGCAAGUAGCAGUAGAAAAAGCGUAUCAUCAUUCCUCGCACCACAGAAAAAUGAAAAUGAUAGUCGUUGGCAAAUGCGUUUCCGCCAUCGAUACAUACAGCGCUACCGUCGCUACGAACGGUUUGAGCACCAGAAACCACGAGUAUCAAUCCAAGCCUUCGAAAACUGGAGCGGCAGCGACAUUCAUCAUGGUACGAGUACUAAAGAAGACAACAGCCGUUAUGAUUCUAAUGAGGAUGAUGGAAUGAMGUUUUACGAAAAUCGACGACUAAGAAGUCAACAGGUACAAAAGAUGAGAACRGGAACGAGAAUGAAGAAUUUGAGCAAGUCUGYUGAUUCUCAAGAUGAUAAAUGCUCUGUYCAUGCUUUAAUUGAAACUUUUUUGGACCAGCGCCAUGGGACCAGGAAACGUCCAUCGAAGGCAUCAAUUCAUCCAUGUCCUUCGUCUUUCGAGGACCGAAGAAUAUUAUCAGUUCUACUUUUGGGACUAUGUGCUCUUUCAAGUCUUACUGAGUGGUUAGAUAAAAAACAAGAAGAGGACAUUUUACGGAAGUCGUCUAUUGUCAAAGAUAUGGUUUUAUGGAUGAAACAAAGGGAAGCGCUGCACAUUGCACAUACUUCUGCAGCUAUUGCGCAUAAACAUCGUGACGCGUUGACCCAACUAGCAAAAUUUCACGAGUCGAUCGAAGGGAGCCAUAGAACGUCUUUAGAUUUUUUAUCACGGCAUGACGACAAUGACGAGGAACGGCAAGGAUCGGAACGUCAAACGAAACGUCAGAACAAAAAUCGAUCCCAAACAACACCGCAAGCUCAAGGAUUAUUUAGAGCCUUCAGAUUACCGGUCCCGAAUCGCCAGAACAAUCACAAUAUCGAAGAUCGUGACAUCAAUGUUCGUAAUAAGAAGAUUUGCGAAGACUUAAUCCCGAACAAGAAUGAGGACACACGUAACGAAGAGCAUUCAUACCUACUGACUCACCAACUGGAUCUAAAGGACCAUAGGAUUAUUGAUACUGAUACCAUUAUUGAUCCUAAUGUUAGAGUUAGCGAGACAAACAAAACUGAAAUUGAAAUAAGUGAAGAGAAGUAUCAAACUAACGUGACAUAUCAUUCUUCAAUUUCGUCAUCAGAGAAAAGACGACAGGAGAAAAAUAUUCAGGACCAUCAACCUAAAAAAUCAUCGGUGGGUCAAUCGAUCGCUGAAAUUCAUCCAGAGCAUGAUCGCUUUUCAUCUCCGCAGAUGCAAGUUAGAAAAGAAUCGGAAGAAGUAAUCAAGAAGAGCGGAAAAAAUAWAUCAGUUGCUGAUAUCAAUGGCUACAACAGUUGCGAUGAUAAGAAAAAAAUCUCGCAACCCAUCAGUUUGCCCUCCAUGAUUCAUAUAGAUCCUUUAGGAAUAACGUCACCGUCUAAGGACGAUGAGGAUUAUUUUUUGAUGUCACCGGCCACUGAUUCACCAAUAGAUAUACCAUCUUCGACCGCUAAGACUUCGUCUUCUGAAAUGAAUAUCGGACGAAAGAAGGAGCAGCGGCAAUGCCUUAAAAAAGAAAUCAAAGAAAGCGAGAAUCUCCCUGAUCUACUACCACAACGAACUUCGAGGGAUCAAAGUGAAUUUGACGUGAUUUGUAUUUCAGAAGAGCGAACAAAUCAUGAAGAAAAUAUCUUCGACAAUUCCAAUUAUAGCGUUGUUCUACCAUCGAUUCAAAUCAAAGAGAACCAUUCCUCUCAUCAUAGCUCGAUAGUAGGUACAUUUCUCCCUAUGUUACCGAAAGAAAAAUCAGAAAAACAAGUAACCGGAGUUUCCAAUAUGAAAGCGGAUACAUCUGAUCUAGGAUGUCCAAAAGAGUUUCCAUUGAGCAGAACAAGUGCAAUCCAGCCGAUGAAGUCUUACAUAAGGAACGAUUGCGACAGUGCGAUGUUUUCUGCUCUAAGUGGAACUACUACUAACGAGACGGCUAAGCCCUAUCAAGAACAAACAACGAAAUCUACCGAUAGAAUAAAUUCUACGGAGGAUAACUCAGUACAUCGAACAACAACAAGUUGUCCACCCAAAUUCAAAUUGUCGUGUCUGUAUUCUGAAAAGAAUUCUGUUGCCGAGGAAAGCAAUCAUGUUAGGUUUGACAACGAGGAUAACGAUCGAGAAUCUGGCCAAAACUCACCAUCCGAUGACGUGAGCGAAAUCCUUUUGUCUCAAUCUCAAAUGCYCCCUUUAAAUUCUCGUCGUGUCACGACGAGUCCUCGGAGUUUCCCAAGCAGAAACUACAACAAAGUCCAUGAACACUAUGAACAUUAUUCCAAGGCAUUUAUGAUUCAGGAUGAAAGCAGAUACCAAGAGGCCGCUAACGACAGUUUUAGAAAAMCCCCAAAAGAGCAAAAACCCCUUGGGUGGAAUCGGUCCCAUGAAUUGCAGACUGAAUCUAUCAGCAGGGACUGGACGUCACAUUGUACCAAACGGCCUAUAUCUUUGAAACAAACAUGUAUAUUAUCUUCUACCAACAGAUGGGUGUCCAAUGAACGAGCCAAAAAUUUCGUAAAAAGUCAAUUGUCCUCAAAAACCGCAGCAGCACUAGUCGCAACAGUGAAGGCAACUUCAAGUAGUUCGCACAAGCAGGAAUACAUAAAGCUUUUCACACGCAGAGACGGCGUCGACGAUACAGCUCAUACACUCAACAAAACUAUUGGUCAGAACUACAAAUUUGACCGUUCCGAGAGCAAGCAGGGUGUAUCUAGUAAGAUCGUUGCCAUCGAASUUAAGAAAGAAAAAUCUGAGAGGAAAACAUCGACUAGGGGAUUCRUUCGUUCAAAUACAUCAAAAUUGGAAAUCACUAAGGCGCCUGUUUUUGGAAAUAUGCGCAGGACUGCUGCCGUGAACGACAGAGAUAAUGACUCUGAUGGUGUUUCAAUCUCAGUCGUAGACAAACGAGGUGAGACCGAUGAACUCAAGGAUAAUUUCAAGUAUGAAGAAGUUGUUCGUGGAAAGAUGGCGAGGGAAGCACUGAAAUGCUACGAAUGCGAGGAAUGUGCUGCGUUUUUUGACAAGGCCGUCCUUCAUGGUGAUGGAGCCGAUUGUUACAACAGAGAAGAAUUGUUGAGUUGCAGCCGUCACAGAGGGCGGCACACUCCGCCUUCUACUCCUCAAGACUAUUGGGAGCUGAGUUUCGUCGACGAAAGAGAGGCAAGAUUAAGAAAACAUGGAGAUGAUWAUUGAUAUCCUUCCCAUCAUUUGCGUCACACCACUCGGAUUGAUGAGAAAUAUCCGUAUUUUCCUAUUCUAUGCGCGUGRAGAGAUUCAGAGGAAAAUCCAUGCCACGUAGACUUGURAUAAUGCUCAGAAGCGUCGACAGUCGACAGUGUUUUGUAAAUUUUUGACUUUUCUGAACAAUAGACACUAUUUACCUCU
This is a messenger RNA of Pseudo-nitzschia multistriata, 3642 nucleotides long. The record is from the annotation of a GenBank genome assembly. NCBI's taxonomy places the organism in Eukaryota, Bacillariophyta, Bacillariophyceae, Bacillariales, Bacillariaceae.